This is a messenger RNA of Ceutorhynchus assimilis (cabbage seed weevil), 2442 nucleotides long. Lineage: Eukaryota; Metazoa; Arthropoda; Insecta; Coleoptera; Curculionidae. The record is from the annotation of a GenBank genome assembly.
UCUCAACAUGGUAAAAUCUAAAAAAUACGUUUUGGUGAAACGCUCUGUAGGAGUUCCAAAACCUACCGAUUUUAAGUUGGAAGAAGAAGAACUGCCUCCGAUUGAAGAAAAUGAAUUUUUAGCUGAAGCCGUUUUCUUAAGUGUCGAUCCCUAUAUGAGGGCGUCCAUGCCAAACCUUUCCUUAGGAAUUACAAUGAUCGGAUCACAAGUAGCAAAAAUUAUAGAAAGUAAAAAUCCCAAAUAUCCAGUCGGAAAAUACAUUGUAGGACAAUUCGGUUGGAGAACACAUACUAUAACUAAAUUAGACUCAGAUCCACUUACCAAGAUCCCGUUAGUAAUACUACCAGAUUUAGGAGAUUUGCCAGCAUCAUUGGGUCUAGGUAUAUUGGGAAGGCCAGGAAACUCUGCAUAUUUUGGAUUUUUAGAGUUAUGUGAUCCCAAAAAUGGUGAAACGGUUGUAGUAAGUGGAGCCGCAGGAGCCGUUGGAAGUCACGUAGGUCAAAUUGCAAAAAUUAAAGGAUGCAAGGUUAUUGGAAUUGCUGGUUCCAACGAAAAAGGCAAAUGGUUACUUGAAGAACUAGGAUUUGACUAUUUUAUUAAUUACAAAACAGAAAACGUAGAAGAAGAAUUGAAGAAAGCUGCUCUAGAAGGAGUCGAUUGCUAUUUUGAUAAUGUUGGUGGAGAGAUUAGUACUAUUGUAAUGAACCAAAUGAAAACUUAUGGAAGAGUAUCGGUUUGCGGAAGCAUUUCUGGAUAUAAUGCGACAGAAAUACCUAAAAUUAGUGCUCCUCAAUACGCUAUAGUUUCAAAACAAUUGAGACUCGAAGGGUUUUUAGUGAAACGAUGGGCGGACAGAUGGAUGGAGGGCAUCGAACAAAAUUUGGCAUGGAUUAAACAAGGCAAAAUUAAAUACAAUGAAAAAGUCACAGAGGGAUUCGAAAAUAUGUUCGACGCAUUUGUUGAUAUGCUUAACGGUGGUAAUACUGGAAAAGCGGUUGUCAGAGCGUGAUUUAAAAAAAAUAAAUAUAGAUAUUGGGAUGUGAAUUAUUUUUAAUUUUAAUGCAGAAAUUAAUUAAUUUGAAACACUUGUGUUAAGAUACCUAUGUCAUCAUCAUCAUCAUAGGCAAUUACUUGAUACCGAGUAUGAUUAUCUUCUAUUCCAUUCCUAUUGUCGUCGAUUGUGCGUUUCCUGAUGGCUAUAUAAACCAAUUCUAGAUCCCCACACCACAGUCGUCCACAGUCUUGGUACACCCAACCUAUGACAGCAUUGUCUCUUCCCUCAGCUUCUUUCUGCGUUUCCUCUUUUCGGUCUUAUUUCUGCCUCGCUGUUCUUCAAAAAUGAACUACUGGACGCCAAGAGGGCCUAUAAUUUACAGUCGUCUCCCAGUUGUUGGUAUCGAUGCGGCACUCUACCAUAUUCUUCCUAAGAACAUCUUUGUUGCGUGUUCUGAUUCAGUAUUUCCUCUUUCAAUUGACUGUGAAGAAUCUGUCGUGAAAGAUGUGUUUUGGGCAUGCGCACGAGGUGACUUGUCCAGCAAAGUUGGAGCUUAAUGAUGAGGGUUUCCAUGCUAGUUGUUUUGGCCUCCUUUCAAACACUAAUGUUCGUUUGUCGGUCCUGCCAUUUAAUCCGUAAGAUCCUUCUUAGGCAGCGAUUGUGGUAUUUUUCACUUUUUAUGUCUUCUGUUGAUGGUCCAUGUUUCGCAGCCAUAUGUAAGUGUUGGUACAUCUGCAUUGUAGACGCGAAGUUUGAUUUCAGCCGCAGCGCUGAUGUCGUGAUUGUUGAACACUCUCUCUAGAAGUCACCUGAACGCCGUACUUGCACACUUUAAGCUAUGUUGGAUUUCAGCGUCAAUGGUUGUAACAUUUUCAAUUUCUUGGCUAAUAAGCUACCUUGUUUUGCUUUAGUAGAUAUGAUUCCAUAUAUAACUACAAUGAAAUAAAUGAAUAAACAACUAUCUUUUCUGUGCCCAGAUUUUGUUACCUUGAGUACUGCCUUCUACUGAAAGUUUUUUUUGGUGCAGGUUUGCAAGUUUUGUUAAUUGAUCUAGGAAGGUUUGAUUCAGUACGGCAGGGCCCGCUGUUAUUGAUUAGAAUCUUAGGAAAGGGAGUUAGUACCAUCAUCAUAUAUCUGUUUGCAAAUCCAAUCAAUAAUCUGAGGUUAUGAUAAUAAUUGUUGUUUACUCUUUGACUUUUCAUUUCCAUCAUGUCAUUGAACAGCUGUUUUGUCUAGGCGUUUUCUUUAGACCUGUUCUACCUUUUGAUAUAUGUUCUAUAGGCACUUUUCAACAUUCACCAGUCAUUUUUUACACAACCGAUUCUCAGUUCGUACUUUUGGGGUGAAACUGAACACGUCCUUUUCUAUAAUUUUCUUCAAUGUCAAAAUUAGAAGUUUGACAGAUGAAAGUCUUCUUCCGAAAUCUAAAUUCUAAAUGAAGAAUCUGC